This is a messenger RNA of Papilio xuthus (Asian swallowtail), 1690 nucleotides long. RefSeq names its product progestin and adipoQ receptor family member 3. The record is from RefSeq and is a predicted model, not a curated record. The coding region runs from base 284 to 1312 and encodes 342 amino acids. Gene Ontology annotation, molecular function: signaling receptor activity. The transcript is spliced from 7 exons. Lineage: Eukaryota; Metazoa; Arthropoda; Insecta; Lepidoptera; Papilionidae. Gene Ontology annotation, cellular component: membrane.
UUGAGUUGAUGACCAAAUAUCAUUGCCAACAAAAACCAAACUAAACAAAACCUUUUAGUCUUUAAUUUAGUCCCAAAUGUGUAGGGUGUGUGUGCCGCAGUGUUUUUUCGGUUAUAUUACUAUUAAUUAAUUUAUUAUUGUUGAUACUAGGUAGUGAUAAAUUAUAAAUAAACGCAGUAUCAAUUGAAGUCGAACUGUUAGGAAUUGAAUUGUGAAUAAAUUAUUUAUAAAGUUAGCAUUUCAUACAACAUUCUUGAAUCUACACAACUAAUAUACUUACACCAUGACUAUAACGAUGACAAGAAAAGUAAGUGAAUGCCAUGCAGAAACUCUCCAGUUUAUGCCAAUUGAGAAAGUGGAAGAAGAAUGCAUAAUGGAAAAAGACUACUGCAGCAGCACCACGCUACUUCGUAGAGGGAAAAGACUAGAAGACAAUAACAAUAUAACUAAGGAAGAUAUUUUGUAUAUAAACUACAGACAGCUCUUAAAAUAUGAAGAAGCUCCAGUAUAUUUGCAGCACAACCCUUUUAUCAGAGAUGGAUAUCGGAAGUUACUACCUACUAAAUUAUGCUGGGAGAGCAUAUUCUGGUGGACGAAUGAAACCAUGAACAUAUGGACACAUAUCUUUGGUUUCUUUCUCCUGCUCUUCCUAACAAUCAACGACCUUGUCAUCAUAAAUAUUCAUGCCACCCUAACCGACAAGACAGUUGCAGCGAUUUUGUUCUCCUGUUUUUUGGUUUGCAUGGCGCUGUCCGCUCUGUACCACACUUUCUCGUGCCGCUCCGAGUCUGAUUACAACACGUUCCUCAUGUAUGACCUAUUCGGCAUAGCGCUCUCAUUGCUUGCUAUUUACACAUCCGGCGUAUACUACGCAUUUUGGUGUCACCACGAGUUAAAAACAUUCUACAUGCUGACAGUAACUGUGAUAUUUGGUGUGGCGAUGGCGCUGCAAAUUCCGCGAUUCAACGUGCCCUAUGCGGUCAAGAUGUGCGUCUUCAUCGGCUGGGCGGCGUAUGGCGUCCUGCCCACUUUACACUGGACCUACGUUAUGGGGGGAUUCGAUAAUCCAAUGGUUCAGAUGUUCUUCCCAAGAGUGAUCGGAAUGUAUGUUAUCAGUGGCACUGCUUUUGCAAUUUACGCCUUUAAGGUCCCAGAGCGGUGGUUCCCUGGUAAGGUAGACUACAUCGGCCAUUCACACCAAUGGUGGCAUGUUUUAGUACUAGGUGCAUUGUACUACUGGCACAAUUCGGCUAUGAUUUACGUCCAGUAUAGGAUGAACCACGGAUGCGCUAACACCAUGCGGAUUUUCUAACAACUGUUUAAUAUUUGUUAGGAAUCAAUUGAAGACCAGGUGUCAUUGGCCAAUCUGAGUGCCUUAGUCCUUUUGGAUUUUUAUACCAAUGGUGCUUGGUAUGCCCCAUUAAUUGGUGAACUUGUUAUAUAAAAUAUGAAGUAGUAAUUUUAGACCCCUUUUCCACUAACCAUUUCUAGGAGUGAUUGUGUUUACAUUUACUGGAGUUGUCAUAAUGCCAUACAAAUUUCAUUCUGCUGGCAAAGACUGAAGUAACUCCGCUAGUAGGUUAGUGGAAAUGGGUUUUAAGUUCUAAGAAAGCUGGAAAUCAAUUUUAAAGAUAUAUUAAUAUCAGAAGCGUUGAAGAUAAUUCUUUUUAUAUCUGAACUGAAUAUUGUU